AAUCAUUGAAUUUGCUGACCAAUUUGUAUGGACGUGUUUUCCUGCUAUAAGUUGCAUAUAUAAGAUUGUUUAACAACAAUCCACGCAGUAUUAGCACAGACUAGAUACAAGAAACUUGAAAUAAUGAGGACAAUUGUUGUAUUGGCAACCGUUUUUGCGGCGGCGCUCGCCCUUCCCGCCGACACGUACAACCCUAAAUACGAUAGCUUCAACGCUGAAGAACUCGUCGGUAAUGAUCGUCUUCUCAAGAGCUUCGUGAAUUGCUUCCUGGAUAAAGGAGCUUGCACACCCGAAGGAUCUGACUUCAAAAGGGUAAUUCCUGAAGCGCUUCGGACUACAUGCGCCAAAUGCACCCCAAAACAGCGCCAGCUGAUUCGCAUUGUUGUUCAUGGUAUCAAAAAUAAGAUGCCUAAAGAAUGGAAUGAGCUUAUCCAGAAGGAAGACCCAACGGGCGAGUUCAGGGAAUCAUUUAAUCAGUUCAUCAGUGCCUCUGAUUAAAUACAAUAUAUACCGAUUUGACGAAAAUAUAACCUGGACAAUAUGUACGACUUUGUAAAGUUUUUGGAAGUAUCAUCAUCGAAUUAAACUAAGUAAAGCUAUAAAACAUCACAUAAUUUAGUACUCUAUUUUUUUAUAUAAGUAUUUAUUAACAUGUAAUAAAACAUUUUUUUUUUA
Molecule: messenger RNA, 675 nt
Organism: Nymphalis io (European peacock)
Lineage: Eukaryota; Metazoa; Arthropoda; Insecta; Lepidoptera; Nymphalidae
Product: allergen Tha p 1-like
Exons: 3
Coding region: 124-498 (124 amino acids)
Source: RefSeq, a predicted model, not a curated record